Capsicum annuum is the source of this 459-nucleotide messenger RNA. RefSeq lists its product as uncharacterized. Lineage: Eukaryota; Viridiplantae; Streptophyta; Magnoliopsida; Solanales; Solanaceae. The record is from RefSeq and is a predicted model, not a curated record. The transcript has a single exon. The coding region runs from base 1 to 459 and encodes 152 amino acids.
AUGGACAACAUCCAUCACUGUGGUGCUGUGUCUUCACAAUCCUUAGUGCAGAAAAAGUCUGAUCCUAGAGCAUUUACCAUAUUGUGCACAGUUAGGUCCAUAAAGUUUACCAAAACUUUAUAUGACUUAGGAGCAAGUAUAAAUCUUAUGCCACUUUAUAUCUACAAGAAUCUUGGAUUGGGGGAGCCUACCCUCACAACGAUGCAUCUUUUUAUGGCAGAUAGAUCGGUUAAGCGACCGGUUGGUAUAUCGCAAGAUGUGCCGGUAAAGGUGGAUGAUUUUAUUCUGCCUGCAGACUUUGUGAUACUGGAUUGUGAUGUUGAUUUUGAGGUACCCAUCAUAUUGGGUAUACCAUUAUUAGCCACGAGGAGAGUAUUGGUUGAUAUGGAGCUCAAUGAGCUCAAGUUCAGAUAUGGGAAAAAAGAGGCCAGAUUUAAAAUGCAACCUCCUAUGAAGUAG